Messenger RNA from Linum tenue, 4771 nucleotides. The record is from the annotation of a GenBank genome assembly. Lineage: Eukaryota; Viridiplantae; Streptophyta; Magnoliopsida; Malpighiales; Linaceae.
GCCUAAACCACACCGCACUCACGCCAACAAUAACGAAAGCCCAAUGAGAGUUUAACAGGAAGCUCGCAUUUUUUUGCUGCCCCCCAUCCUUUCUCUUUCCCACUUUUUUGACCCCUUCCUUCAAAACCCCCCUCCCUUUUCUUUUCUCUUUCUGUCUUCCAGAACCGUAAUCUCAAUUCCCAAUCUCUCCCAAUUCAAUCUCAAUUGCCUGCUGCUCGCUCUUCUGCUUCUUGCGAUCUAGCAAUCGCCGCUUCGAUUCAGUUUGUCAGGUACCAUGUCUUUUGCGAGGAACUACCGUUCACAAGGCGGAACAAUGUUCGAUGAUCGUUCAACCACUUUUAGUAGGGGAAGUUAUGAUUGGAGCGCGUACUUGAGCGCUGGUUGGAAUGAUAAUCAUGAUUAUCGGCGGAGCUGUCAGGAUUUCUAUGAUUUCUCUGGGAAACUGAGGAGCCAUAUUGCUGACAGUGGCAAGUACAAUAACCCUCCUCCUAGUGGUGCACCGUCUCUGAAAAGGAGAAAGUUCAGCUCUAGUAUGUGGGGAGAGGGUGAUGGACAUAAUUAUCUGCAGCUCAACACAUUUGAGGACGGUGGCAGAGAUUAUCAGCACUCAAAAUCAUAUGGAGAUGCUGCUAGGUAUCAAGUGCAGUUUAAUAACACACACGGAGAUCAUCAGAGGCAGUAUGUGCAACCUAAGAUGUACAGAGAUGGUGGAAGAUGCCUACCAAGGUCUAAUAGCGUGUAUCAAGCUUCUGCACCUUUGACUCAAAGCAAUCCACUCCCUGCUCCUUUGAGGACAAACACCGAAGCAUCUACAUCUACUAGCUGUAAACGUGACCGCUCGAAAUUAGAAGAAGAGGAACCACUCUUUUUGUCAAGGGAUGAGAUUGAACGGUGCUCUCCUUCAAGGAAAGAUGGCAUUGAUGCUCAACAUGAAGCGCAUUUGCGCUACUCUUAUUGCGCCUUCCUUCAGGACCUUGGCCUUCGACUUGAUCUGCCACAAACAACUACUGGGACCGCCAUGGUGUUGUGUCACCGUUUUUUUAUUCGCCGGUCACAUGCUUGCCAUGAUAGAUUUUUAAUUGCUACUGCUGCCCUUUUUCUUGCUGCAAAGUCUGAGGAGACGGCACGACCGUUGAAUGAUGUAUUGAGGUCAUCCUGUGAGAUUUUGCAUAAGCAGAACAUCAGUCUAUUGUCAUAUGUACUGCCCAUUGACUGGUUUGAACAGUACCGGGAGCGAGUGAUGGAUGCUGAGCAAAUGAUAUUGACUACCCUCAAUUUUGAACUAAAUGUGCAGCAUCCUUAUGCUCCACUCACUUCUGUCCUUGACAAGUUAGGCCUGGCACAGACUCUUUUGGUCAAUGUGGCCUUGAACUUGGUUAAUGAAGGGUAAGUUGUUCCUUGUUCACUACAAGGCUAGAAAUUUCAGCAGGUUUCUUGUUAUAACGGCUAAUUUUGGUGAAUACAAUGAGCUUACACUUGUUGAGUGAACUUUCAUACAAUGUGGUCGUGCCCCUUCUGGAGGGAAUUUGGUGUGCCUAUUCCUUGUCUUUGUUGUUUGUGGACGAUCUCAGACUAGUUCUGCAGGAGACAUGAUCUAGUGCAUAGGAAGUUGUCAUGCAGCUGAUGGUCUGUCCAUGUAUUUAGUAAAGCAGGUAAGCAAUGAAAAAUCAACUGAUGAAUUGUUGAGCUUUCAUGGUUCAUUUGUCAUGGAGACGACUAUAUCGGUUUUCUCUUCUGCAUUCUAAGACAGCAGUCAAGGAUCUUUUUAACUCUUUCAAGCAACAACUACUUUUCCUAGUCAUUCUGGUAUCCAAUAUUGAUAUAUUUUGGAAUGGCAUAUAAUUGCAGGGUCCACACAAGAGUAGCAUGGUCGACUGUGUGAUAUUGUUAGCUGGCGGAUUGAUAUGCUGUGCUUGGAAAGUUUUUUGUUUUUUGGCAUCUGAAGUUGACCUGCCGUUGUGUUGUGGAUCACAUUACUGUGAUUAUCCUCCCAUCAAUUUGGCUAUGUGCUAUCAAAGAUAGCCUCAGAACCUUCUGACCGUUUUACUCGACUGUCACCUGCCUCCCUUCCAGUUGCUGAAAGUUUUAAGUUAAGAGACAAGGUGGCAGUCCAACUAUUCAUUCCCACUGUUUUUGGGACACCCAAUUUUUGUAGGGAAGUGGGACCUGAAUGAGUGGUGCACUUCUUCGUUCAACACUUCCAGUUUUCAUUUCUUCAAUAUUUUCUACUCAACUAUUCCUUUUCCUGGUUUCCACCCAUUUACCUUAAGAGUAUUUUUAAAAUAUUUAUCAGAUGUUGUGAGUAUUUUCAAAUUUUUAUCCAAUGUUUUGAGUUUUCAAAUCUCUAUUAGUAUUUUUUUUCUUUGAUUUUCAAGUAAGUUCAGAUUAAUAAUAUAUAUUAAAACAAGACCAUUUCAUCAUUUGAAGGUACGUUGCCCUUUUUGGUAUUCUGAAGUUUAAAAAAGGGGUCAUCCUGCUAUAAGUGUUUGAAUUCAGAUAUUGUUAAAUGGUCUAGGAACUCAACCGGGCGGCUUGUUGUUUGGAAAGAUGCAUAUAAUCUUUCCUGGUUAGAACCCAAAGCUGAGCCAUCAGUAAGCUGCAUUAGCAUGCUUUGUAAUAUGGGUUUUAACUGACCUUUUUUUUCGUACAUCCCAAGAAAGUAUAGGAUUCUCUCUUCUGUUGUCAGAGAGCGAACUGCUGUCCUACCCAAGUUUGCGAUAUAGAUGUCAUUGUGGUUUUCAUUUGGGAUGUAAGUAUCUAGACAUCUGCCCCAGAAGUUAGCCCAUUGGGCUAGGUGCUCUCAGGUCAGAGACCUGAUACUAGUUUCGGUUGACAAUGGGCUACCUAAGUUGUCAAAACACUGGCAUAGUACAGUCAUUGUGGUUUAGGUCUGUAUAUUUGCCUGUAGGUGCUCAUUAGCCAAUUAUGUCUUGAUAUCAAUCAGCUGCAAGAAUAUUGAUAGUAUUUGAUACUAUUUGAGGAUGUGUCAAUUUGCUUUACUUGCAUCAGGAUUUUAGUAAAAAGAAUAUAUAACAAAUAUUUCUAUGUACUAAUACUGCUAUUUUCUCGUAUGUUAAGCUUACAGAUUCAAUAUGUUUUAUAAAUGACUAAUUAAUGCAACAAGGUGCAAUAUCAAUUGUAUACUGCCCCUUCUUUUGUUCUGGUGGAUUACUGGCAUGGUGGUAUAGUGCAUGAACCUUUCACAUUCGAGAUCAAGUUGUUGAGGAGACAGAUGUGGAUAUUGCCUCUAAGAAGCUUACUGUGUGCAAUAGGCUCGUAGUGUAUUGGUUCUCUCCUUAAUCAAAUCAUGAAUGUAUCCGGAGUUAAAAAAGCCACUGCAGCAGAAUUGGCCCCCUGGAGUGCAUGUGUUUCUAGUUGAGUAGAACAUAUGUCCUAUAGUUAUGCUAUCCUAUCAACACCUUACAGAGAUUCUUUGCAAAUAAUUCUACUGCCAGGAUUGCUGCUUUUCUGUUUGGCUUAAGAGCUCAUUGUGGCUUCAGUUCAAGCCACAUCAGAUUGCUGGUGGUGCUGCUUACCUUGCUGCCAAGUUUCUAAACAUGGAUCUCCCUUCUUAUCAGAACGUCUGGCAGGAGUUUCAUACACCACCCACCGUUCUUCAAGAUGUGGCACAACAACUGAUGGAGCUCUUUUAGAAUCGCAGCAGAGUUGCUACCAUUAUUUUUCAUCUGAGGGCAAGACCAUAUAUUCUGUGGGUAUACUGGCUUGGGUGAGUUCCCAUAUACGCGUUAGGCUUUCUCGAUGGAAGCAAUCUCUCUCAGAAAGACCACGCUGCUGUUUAAAAGAUAAGGGAGCCAAUCCUCUGGCUCCCUGUUUGCUUGGGUUUGCCCCUUCAGUUUACACGGUAAAAAAGAUUUGAAUCCCUUUAAUCUCAUGGCAAGAUGCUAGAGUAGCAUCUGUCGUUUAUAUAUUAGGAUCCGAUGUUUAGCAGCCAGACAUAUAUUAGAAUGGGGCUUAUUGUGGGAUCGGAGUUCAGUACUACUUGUGCAACGGGCAAUGCUUGUAGAAAAGCCUGAAAGUCUUGCGGUUUGUUGAAGUAAAUGCAAUGGUGAUUGACCGAAGGAUUGAAUUGGUUUUGGACAGUUUUGUGUGAAAUGAUUAUCUUUUUGUGGGUUUGAUUCCUGAAAAUCACUCUAGCUCUGUCGACCUCUUCGAAAGUCGACCAUGGUGAGUGAUGACUUAUUCGAAUUCUAGCAUGGUGUGAUUGCAUAGACUAGGUCAUGUUGGCAGAGCUGCAACAAUAAGUAUAUGCAUAUACUGUAUACCAGGGUCCUGAAGAUCGUCGGCAUUGUCAUAUAGAUCUUCCAAGGUGGAGUUGUUACUUUGUUGUGCUGGCCAUUUUCUGUCACUUAUAUUUCCAGAAAAGAAUGAGUGAGGUAAAUCUGGGCACUGCAGUUUCACUCACAAGUAUCUAGGUUUCAGAGAAUGGAACGGAUUUUGUCGGAACUUAAUCGACUAGAGUGUGAAAGCUUUUGAACUGCAGGUUAUGCAGACUUCUCAAAGUGAUUGCCUCAUCUUUUGCUUGUUUACGUAAUGGAUUGCUUGAAGCUCACUUUGAGUUGUGGUUGCAACUUGAUUUUGUGAAAGUGAGCUUGCUUUCGGUUGGGUUAGAAGUGCGAUGAACGACAUGUGUUGGAUAUUCUCGCAUUUUAUUGUGCCUGAUCGAAUUUCAGGGAAGUCUCGAGUUCUUGUGAUCUCAAGCAUUUUGAUUAAACAUUCUGCAACAUCAGUGCAUAGUUGUGGAGUUGGUGAU